This is a messenger RNA of Parasteatoda tepidariorum (common house spider), 3400 nucleotides long. It is a transcript of the gene pav, whose product is annotated as kinesin family member pavarotti. Gene Ontology annotation, biological process: microtubule-based movement. Gene Ontology annotation, molecular function: ATP binding; microtubule binding; ATP hydrolysis activity. NCBI's taxonomy places the organism in Eukaryota, Metazoa, Arthropoda, Arachnida, Araneae, Theridiidae. Gene Ontology annotation, cellular component: nucleus; microtubule; kinesin complex. The record is from RefSeq and is a predicted model, not a curated record.
UGUGACUUUCGUUGUUCCCAUAAUUCCGCCGAUUUUAAUUUGAAAAUCAAAGCUGAUAAUAAACAACUGUUGUAUUAAAAUAUGGUGUUUUAAGUAAUUCUUGUUUGUCGAAUAUUUUGAAGUCGUAAGAGAUUUUAAAAAUUUCUAAUUAUAAUGAAGCCCAACCGUCCUAAAACACCUGGUCGAAAAACGCCGGCUAGAUUUGCAUCUCCAAACAAGGAUCCUAUUGUUGUCUAUUGUCGCAUUCGUCCAUUGUUCGGUUCUGAUCCAGUGUGUCUAACACGACGAGAUAAUAAAACUGUUGUGUUAUCAGGAACAAAUUCCCUUUCUAAAGGAAAAACCAGUGUACAUUCCUUUUCUUAUGUUUUUGGGGAGGAAACAACUCAAAAGGAGCUCUUUGAUCAUGUUGCACUGCCUUUAGUACAAGAUCUUCUACAAGGUUACAAUGGACUUUUAUUCACCUAUGGUGUAACUUCUUCAGGAAAGACUUACACAAUGACUGGAACUCCUGAAGAUGGUGGCUUGUUGCCGAGGUCUUUAGAUGUUAUAUUCAACAGCAUUUCUGAUUAUCAAGCUGAAAAAUAUAUUUUUAAACCUAAUAGAGUCAAUGGAUUUGAAAUACAGUCUUCAGAAGAAGCCUUUAGAGAUCGUCUAAAAGAGCCCAGUUAUGUUGCCAGAACACCAAAACCUAAGGGAAGAGAUAUUAACAGAUGGAAUAACCGUAUGCCAGAUUGUAAUAUAAUUGAAGACAUUUGUAGUGAUAUGAGAUACUCUGUAUUCAUAUCUUAUGUUGAAAUCUACAAUAACUAUGUGUAUGAUCUUUUAGAAGAUAUAUCUGAUGAUAGUCUGAGAAAAAGAAAUUUUACUUCAAAACAAAUUCGCAAGGAUUCUAAUAACAAUAUGUAUGUUUAUGAGGCUUCUGUAAAUGAGGCUAAAACUGUAGAUGAGGCUCUGGAACUUUUCAUGAAAGGACAAGUCAGAAGGAAAGUUGCCAUCACUGCUCUUAACUCUGAGUCAAGUCGAAGCCAUAGUGUAUUUACCAUUCGAGUUGUGCAAGCACCCUUGGAUGAUUUGGGCCAAAAUAUUGUAGAGGAUGAUGAUAAAGUGAUUAUUAGUCAACUAUCUCUCGUUGAUCUGGCUGGCAGUGAACGUGCUCGAAGAACAAAUAUUGUUAACCACAAGAAUAAAAGUGAAGCAGGUAAUAUCAAUAGUUCUUUGAUGCAUCUAAGAGCUUGCAUUGAAGCAUUGCGGAACUCCCAAAAAUCCAACGGCUCAACUCAAAAAGUUCAGUAUAGAGACAGUAAACUAACCCAUUUAUUUUCAACCUUCUUUGAAGGUGAAGGGAAAAUUCGAAUGGUGCUGUGUGUAAAUCCUAGAGAAGAUGAUUAUAUAGAAAAUACUCAUGUUUUAAUGUUUGCUGAGAUGACACAAGAGGUUGAGAUUGUACGAUCUACACCAAUAGCCACUCCUCAAGGACGAACUGGACGAGGUAAUAUGUACCGAGAAGCUGUCAAAAGAGCAAUGGAGCAUGGCUUAACUGUAGCUGAAGUUUUAGCACCAGUGGUCUAUAGCCUUCCUGAAUUUCCUGUUGACUUAUUGGAGAAUUCAGAUGAUGAAGAAUCAUGUGAUAUGUUGCUGCAGUUUCUUGAUGAAUAUAUAGCUCGCAAAGUGGGUUACUGGCAAGAUGUACAUCGAAGGCAGUGUCGCUCUUCUGGAAAAAGAUUUGAAAGCAAGAAAUGAACAGGUACACUUCAUGGAGAGAGAAUUAGUUCUAUCUGGAGAUCAGGUCAAUAAUUUAGAACGACAAAUGACGGAAGUGAAACAUCGGUUGGGUGAAAAAGAUGAAAUGAUUUCUCAACUAAGACACGAAAAUCGUGAGAUCAGGAGUGAAAACCAUGAAAAUAGAGCUAAAAUGCAAGAGAAACUUGCUAAUGAAAAAGAUAAAAUGAAGAGAAUAAUGGAGAGAAGAUUGGCUGAAAAGCAAGCUGAGUUGGAGGGAAAAUUAUGCUUCAGUGGUGAAAAGUUUAGGUUGCUAAGAGAAAUAUUGAAUGCUGGUGAAUGGGAUGACCUUAUAGAUAUGAAUGGCCCGCCACUACCCUCAGCUGGUCCCUCUACUGUUCCUUCUGAUUCAUCUGUACCACAAACGAGAUCCAAAAAAAGAUCUUCUGCCAGUGAAUCGUCAGUAACAGAAGUGAAAAUGACCAUUUCAAGAUCUUCUAAUGAUUUAGGUAAUGCUGCCAAGAAAGUGCGCUCUCAUCGUUCCAGAGAGGAAAUCAUCCCAGUUUCAAAAAAUGAGUUUGAUUCUCUAUUUGCAAAAGAGAAUAAACCUCCAAGUUCAUCACAAAGGAGUAUUGCUAUUGCAAAUCUGCGUCAUAGAAGAACAUCUAGUUCUGGUGAUGUGUGGGUAGAACAUAAGCCGGUUGGAAAUCUGGAGUUAGGCACUGUUUUGCAACCAAAAAUGAAGAAGCGCCGAUCAGUAACCAAAUUGAAAGUAAAAGAUGUCACCAAUAAAGAUGCUUCCAAGUAUGUUCUCGAACACCAGGAACAAGAUUCGCAAGGAGAUAUUGAGACUCAGUUAUACAAGGGUGAUAUAAUACCAUCUGCUGGUGGGGGAGCUCAAAUAGUUUUUAAAGAUGUUGAAAAGCUACGCCAAGAAUCACCACCUGCUGCAGCUGCACCUUACAAUUUUAGAAAGAGAAGCAAUGAAGGUUUACCACUUCGAGAAAUUGAGGACCGGUGCACAGUAGCUGUUGAGUGUCAUGGAGUUCCAUCGAAAGUCAUGAAGAAAAAGUAAUUACAAGUCUCAAGAACAUAGAAAAGAAAGUUGCUGUAUAUGAACUAUUAAUUUUUUUACUCCUUUCAUUACUCACUAUGACGUCCAUUCCAGAGCUUGGGGAAAAGUACUUAUUUAUUGGUUAUAUUGCAGGGUUGCUCAACCAUUUUCUGAUACCGGGCCACAAAAAUUGAAAAUAAAUGCUUUGUCGGAUGACGAAAUUAUAAGAAAUAUAUACUGACAUUAUAGCCAUAAAAAGGAAUUGUUACAAUUAAGUUCAGAAUUGCCGUAAGGCAAUAAAUGAAUAAAAAGCCAGGAUGACCAGAAGAAAAAAAAUUUAUUAAAACAAAAUUAACUUUCUAAUACAGCAGUAUUUAUAUUUAUAAAUAAAUUUUUUUAUUAAAAAUACUUCAUAUUGCUCAUUAUUAUACAGUUAGUGGUCCGCAGGCUAUAAGUUGUGCAUCCCUGAUGUAUUGUAUCAAAAUUUGUAUUUUAGAAAUUAUCAUACAAGCUUUUAUGUUUAGUUGGGGCUUGUUUUAUAUUAGAGUUCUUGUAAAUUUGAUUACUUUUAAUCGUUUGUAAAAAUUUUAAAAAGUAUAUUUUAAUAAAUAUGUAUGUAUAACUUUA